Suillus subalutaceus is the source of this 1275-nucleotide messenger RNA. RefSeq lists its product as uncharacterized. The record is from RefSeq and is a predicted model, not a curated record. NCBI's taxonomy places the organism in Eukaryota, Fungi, Basidiomycota, Agaricomycetes, Boletales, Suillaceae. Bases 413 to 1108 code for a protein of 231 amino acids. The transcript has 4 exons.
AUUACAUCGGAUGAUCGAAUUCUGCGGCAUAUGUGCGUUCUCGUGAAUGAGUUUCUAGGCCAUCCCUCACAGUAACGAUGGUCUCGACCUUGCGACAAUGUCUCCAUCCUUUUCGCCCUGUUUCCGAGUCAACAAAAGGCGAAUGCCUAGGAAACAAGUACAAGGCAACAAUUUAUAAUUCCGUUGCACUGAGCGCGAUCUUUUUGUUCUUGCACAUUGUCCUACCGAACCGACGUGUACCUGCUACAGUACAUAAGGUCGACCUCCAAACAAUGGAAAAGUACGCUUCAAUCCCCUUCUCCCAUAGGUCCAGCUGGUUUUUAUCGCGCACGGUCUCGCGACAUUCAACUGACGAGCAGGCUCUCGCUACAUUCAUUUUUUGAACCAAUAUUUUUACGCAACUAGUUCAACCAUGCUAGCCGAUAUUUCAAAAGGCACCAUCCUGUACUUCACCCCCGUGCUCAUGCUCACAGCACUCCUGCUCUCGUUGUUUUCGUACCUUGCCCCGACCGUUAUGUUGCAUGGUCAAGUCGCGUUGCUUACGGUCACGCCAUCCUCUGCCUUGACCCAGCCCGGAUCUACCAAAGCAGUGGAUGGCCCCAGCAUUUUCUUUGGACCUUUAGGGUCGUGCUCUCGACCAAAUAAUGAAGCUGGUCUGACAUGUAUGCCAUCUUCCAUAUCUCCCAUCUAUAACACUUCGGUGUUUACAUCUAAUACCCCCAGCUCCGUCAUAUCGGCCCCACCAGAAGGUGCACCAGCCUUUAUCGCAAUUUCACUUGUAUUCUCCGUGAUUUUCUUCGUCAUGUUCACGGCAAUAUCAUUCCGUCACCUGAUGGGCAAAGCUGGUGCUAUUUGGGAAAAACCCAUGGUGCAGCGUGUCUCCGCAUGGAUUGGGAUUUUUGCGUCUCGGAUCUACUCUCAUCAUUUUAUGUGGUUUGGGAAGGCUGCCGAUGACUUUAAUCAAAGUAUCCAGGGCCAGGGAAGCAAUGGUCCCCAACUGAUUGCCACUAUCGGCAAUGCAUUCACGAUGAUUUGGGUAGCAUAUGCAUUCUUUGCCAUCCCUGUCGUUGUUUCACUGGCUAAAUUUCACGUUCUUGCUACGAAGUGAUGACAAACAAAUUUAUUACAUUUACACGGACAUAUAUAGACGUCUUCCUUUCCGCCCUCCAUCUAAGAUGUAUACUUAUCCAUAGUUGUUUGCCAUUGCUGUAUCCAUGAUGGAAGUUAUUGCCUAUGCCCUUGGUGAACUCAUCCAGCUAUAGGUGUGUACCAGCG